This is a messenger RNA of Daktulosphaira vitifoliae (grape phylloxera), 2857 nucleotides long. RefSeq names its product protein yippee-like 1 (gene Ypel). Bases 40 to 399 code for a protein of 119 amino acids. The record is from RefSeq and is a predicted model, not a curated record. The transcript is spliced from 4 exons. NCBI's taxonomy places the organism in Eukaryota, Metazoa, Arthropoda, Insecta, Hemiptera, Phylloxeridae.
CCAGAGGCCGAUCUUUGCUGACUAGGCGCCGACGAAAAAAUGGUCAAGACGUUUCAGGCAUAUUUACCGGACUGUCACAGGACCUAUUCUUGUAUUCAUUGCAGGGCACACCUAGCCAACCACGACGAACUCAUAUCGAAGUCGUUCCAAGGUAGCCAAGGUAGAGCAUAUCUUUUCAAUUCCGUCGUGAACGUUGGAUGUGGACCGGCAGAAGAAAGGAUAUUGUUGACCGGCUUGCACGCUGUUGCUGAUAUCUAUUGUGAAUGCUGUAAGACCACUCUUGGUUGGAAAUAUGAACACGCGUUCGAGUCUAGCCAAAAAUAUAAAGAAGGCAAGUACAUAAUAGAACUGGCCCACAUGAUAAAAGAAAACGGCUGGGAGAGUCCGCCAAAGAAAUGAAUUUAUGCUGUCGCUCUUAAAAUGCAUGUGUUAUAUACGGUUUCCAGUUAAUAAUCUCAUUUCACACGAUUGUGACGCAUUUUUAUCAUUUGGACGGUCCGUUUGACCUACAGGUCAAAUCAUAAUGAUUUAUUCGAUUAGUGAAUACAUUCAGUUUUUGAUGUUUAUUAAUGUGCAUGGCAUUUGUGCAGAUCAACCCAUGAAAUCGGUUGUACUCGAUAGACAUACGAUAUUGAUUCAGUUACAAGAUAGCUGACAACAAAGUGCCGUGCAUCUAACUUGUUAUUUUGUGCGUUUAGUUUUAUAAAUUUACGAUGUACCUAAAUAAAUUACUAAUUUUGUGAUAAUAUUACCUUAAGAGUAAACUAUGCCCAACAUUGAAAACAGUUAUCUUCUGAAACUUUAUUUUUCAUUGCAUACUCACAAACGCUAAAUUAUCUAUCAUAUGACAAUUGUUAAUAUCUAUUAAGAUAGUUUAAAAAAGAAGUAUAUUUUAUAUUCAAAUACAUGUUAUAAAUUAAAUAUAUACGUGGAUGUCAAAAAAAUGUUGAAAUGUUGAAAUUGACAGUUUGAAUUAAAUAGUAAACUAUCUAUCUAUACUGUCAAAACUUAAUACAGGGUUUUCUUUAUUUACUAUAAAUCAGUUUAAUCAUUGUUGAUGGAUACCUUUAAAUAUUUACUAUAUUUCAAAGUUCUUAUUAGUUCACUUUGAAAUGUGUUAAAAUUAUUUCUGUUUUAAGAGUUUAAUUUCUUCUUAGUUUUUGGGUAAUAUAAAUAUAUUUUAAUUAAAACUAUUCGUGUAUUACUUUAUAUUCACUAAAACUAACUACAAAGAGUUUUGAUUUAUUUUUUCAACAAUAGAUUACUUUGAGUUUACGAUUUAGUAGUGUUUUAUAAUAUAUUCCCAACUAUAAAUCAACAAGUUUUGAACAUUUAGAGUUAUACUAAGACAUCAUUUAGUAACAGCCAUUUAAUAAGAAUUAUUCGUAUAAAAUUGUAAUGAAAUGUUUGUAUAAUGUUCAGCAAGAUUAAAAAAUAAAAUUCCCCUGUUAUAUCUUUCAUUAAAACAAAUUAAAUUUACUGAAUGAUAUAAUUCGUAAGUGAAAACUUUAGUAUUUUAGGUUUAGUAAAAUAAUGAUGUUUGUAAAUUAUAUUGUGCAUUAAUUUAUACCUAGUCGAUAGGAACUGUAAUUAAAGGCUAUAUCAUAUAAUAUUACAUAUAUGUUUUAUAAUUAUUUUACAAAAUUUAACUCGAAUGUACUUAAAAAGCUCCUUGGUUUAAAAUAACUAAUAAUCCAUAUUAGAUACAUACAAAACAAAGUUAAUUACAUUCUAUUUAUAACCAUGGCUUAAUUUAGUUUAUAACUUCCAAUAUACGAUUAACACAUUCACUUUUUUUUUUUUUUUUUCAAAUACAUACAUUUGUUUAAUAAUAAUUUAGUGUAAAUAAUAUGAGUGUAAAAAGUUCCUGUAACAAAACCUUUCCACUUUGUCUUUGACUAAAUUGAUCUCAAAUAUUUUUUUUCACUUUUGACUGUAUUCAAUUGUUUCUACAAACUCAACAGACAUUAUUUUGCUUUAUAAAAAUCCCAAAUUAGUUUAACAAUUUGAAUCUUGUAACGAGUUGUAUGCUAAAAAUAUUUGAAAUUAUAAUAAAGUAUUGGUUUGACAAUUAGAGUCCAUAAUGAUUGGGUCUCUUUCUUUUUUUUAAAUAAUUAAAAAUGUUACUUUUAAUUAUUAGUCAGUCACAUCUUCCACAAAUUGACUUAUUAUUUUUUAUAUGUAAUUGAAAUUAUAUAAAUAGAUGUAAUAUUAUAAAUCUUGCUGUUUAGUUUGUCAUUUGUUGAUAAAUUCCAUGAUCUCUUGUGGUAUUUGCUUCUUUUUUAAUUGUGUAUUUUAAAGAAAACGAUUUCAGAAAUUCAUAAUUAAUCAUAAAUUCUUAAGUAAAUUAUUUUAUUAAGUUCAUUCUCAUAAUGUUAUUAAUAAACGCUUAACUUCCAUCGUAAAAUAUUUUGAAUUCAUAAAUUCUUUUAUUAUUAUUAACUAUUAAAAAGCAAAAAAAAAACUACAUGUUUUAAUUGUUCAUUAAAUUAUAUUAGUUUACCUUCAUUAGAAUUAUAUAAUAAUGAAAUAAUUUUAUAUUCUUUUAGAUGAAUUUUAUUUUUGACAUAAUACAAAAACAUAGUGUUAAUCUUGAUGAUUAUUUUAUUAAUGUGAAUUUCGAAUGAUGAAUAAUUUUUGUUUUAUUUAUAUUUAAAUUUGACUUCUGAUAUCUACUUUAGUCUAUUAUUUUUAAUUAUUACUACUCAUUAUUCUUUUCUGUUAGUUGUACAGAAUGUUAACAUUGUUUUUUUUUUAAUUUUAUACUUAACAAUAUAAUAUACAAUAUAAUAUUAUUAUUAAUUUAUGUACAAUGCUUGACAUAAUAUUUUGAGUUGUGAUGUUUUUUUUUUCAAAA